CUCGCCACAGUCGCAGUUCAGACAUUUAGCAAUGCAAAACUAUUUGCUUUCCUUUGCUAUUUUAUUAGUUGGUUUAGUGGUCGCCAUAAAGUGCGCAGCAGUAAAUGCACCACCAGCCAAUAUCGACUUCUAUAAGCUGUAUGACAAUCCGGAAGCCCAUAUAACUUUUAAGGAUCGACGCACAACACGUGAUCGCAUUGCUGCACAUGGAUAUCCCGCGGAACACCACCACAUUGUCACCGAGGAUGGCUACAUAGUGGGCGUCUUUCGUAUACCUUAUUCCCACAAGCUGCAGAAUCAGAACAAGAUCCGUCCCAUUGUAUUAAUUCAACAUGGACUGACAAGCUGCUCGGAUGCUUGGAUACUUUCGGGUCCAAACGACAGUCUUCCUUACCUGCUUGCUGACGCCGGUUUUGAUGUCUGGCUGGGAAAUGGGCGUGGCAACACCUAUUCGAGGAAUCACACAUCACGCUCGCCUCUACAUCCUUACUUCUGGCGCUUCAGCUGGCAUGAGAUUGGGUACUUUGAUAUAGCAGCUAUGAUCGAUUAUGCCUUGAAGACCAACGGGCAGGGACAGCAGUCCAUUCACUAUGUCGGCCACUCCCAGGGCACAACUGUCUUUUUCACACUGAUGUCCUUGCGACCCGAGUACAAUGAGAAGAUCAAAACAGCUCACAUGUUUGCGCCCAUUGCGAUAAUGACUAACAUGGAAAAUAAGUUAGUCCGCAAAGUGGGACCCUAUCUGGGACAUCGGAAUGAAUACUCGCUUUUGUUUGCAGAUCAGGAAUUUUUGCCAAACAACGAUUUUCUGCUGAGUUUGUUCUCCAACUUUUGUGAUGCUGAUAAUGAACUGAGACCCGUUUGCGAAAAUGCUCUACAAAAUUGGUCCACUGACAGUCGUUCGAAUAUGACUGCUAUGCCGGAUGGCUUGGCCACACAUCCUUCCGGCUGCUCCACCAAUCAAAUGCUGCACUAUCUCCAGGAGCAGCAGUCGGGACACUUUCGUCAGUACGAUUACGGGCCUCAAAAGAAUCUGGAAAUAUACAAAUCGGAGCAGCCACCAGAAUACCCAGUUGAGAAUAUAAGCUCUGAGCUUCAUUUAUGGUACUCCGAUAAUGAUAAUAUGGCCGCUGUGGAGGAUGUCUUGGCGCUCUCCGAUCGACUGCCAAAUAAACGGCUGCAUCAUAUGGAGGAUCCUAUGUGGGAUCACGGGGAUUUUGCCCUUAACAUAGAAGUACGCAAAUAUUUGAAUGAGCCAGUUAUUGAGAUAAUGAAGAAGUACGAAGAAAUGUGAUUAGGUUCUGCGUUUUAGAAAAUAAUUUAGUUUUUAUUUAAGACUAUUUUUAAAAUGUUUUAUUGAUUUAUUUUUAUCUUCAACAAGUUCUGGGAGGUCUGAAGCAAUAAUUUUUAUGAUUAAUAUAAUCUACAGUUAGUCGCAAUCAAUGUUAAUAAAACA
This is a messenger RNA of Drosophila hydei, 1456 nucleotides long. Its product is annotated as lipase 3-like. Lineage: Eukaryota; Metazoa; Arthropoda; Insecta; Diptera; Drosophilidae. Gene Ontology annotation, biological process: lipid metabolic process. Gene Ontology annotation, molecular function: hydrolase activity, acting on ester bonds. Bases 32 to 1294 code for a protein of 420 amino acids. The record is from RefSeq and is a predicted model, not a curated record. The transcript has 3 exons.